ACCGCCGCAGUUGGUCAUUGAAGUGACGAGUCAUGUCAGUCAGUCGUAUCGUGUAUAAGAAUCCGAGCGAAUAUUGCUGAAACAUUAGUGCCGCAUUGCGAAGCGCACUGUGUGUAACAUACGAGAGAAUGUCCGAGGACAAGAAGUGGCUGGAUACAGUGAUACCGAAAAUCGCCGAGGGCAUCGGCUCGCACGUGGAGGACGUGCGCUACGAGUUGGUCAAGUCCCUCCGCAGUCUGAUGUCUUACAUAUAUUUCGUGUGCGUGAAGUACACGAACAACCUGAACCAAAUGAGUGAAGAAUGCUCCUUCGUAAUCAAGAAAUCCACGGGCUGCGAUAGUGUAUCUGUGGGCCCUCAGUUCAGCAACGAGAUCUUGUUCUAUCAGAUGUACCGCCGCCUGGAUGAGAACUUUCCGAGAUACUUCUACAGCCACGAACCGUUGCAGUUGACGUCCACCGACUGGGUGAUCGCCUUCGAGGACGUCGGGAAACUCGGAUUCGAGGCCUGCCCGUACAACUACGACGCUCCUUACGAAUAUAUACUGGCGGUAGUGCGCGAGUUGGGACGGUUUCAUGCUAAAGGGUACGUCAUGAAGGAGAAAAAUCGGGCCGAGUUCUUCCGUAUCGUGGGUAAAAUCAAGGAGACCAGGUACGACGAGACGACGGGAAAAUGGUUAAAGGGCUUCAUAAACUAUUUGCCGAUACGAGCGGUGGAAUAUCUCCGUGAUCAUGGUCAUGACCCGAACUUCUGUAACAAAAUGGAGGCUGUGUUGUCGAACGCGUUCAAAAACGUGAUGACACGAGUGGCCGAGCCGUCGGAGCCGUUGUCCACGAUCUGUCACGGUGACGCUACGUUGAAUAACGUGUUCUUCAAGACUCGUGAUGACGGGCAGUUUGACGCGAUGCUGAUCGACUUCGCACUUCUGAGGUACGGCACGCCCGUCAUUGAUCUCUCCACGUUUCUCUACCUCAGCUGCACGAACAGCAUGAUGCGGGAGAAGUUUUUCGACAUCUUGACGGUUUAUCACACCGAGCUGACGAACCGUUUGCUGCAAGAAGGUUUCCGGGAUAUCCGGAAGUACUCGUACAACGCUAUAUUGGACGAUUACAAACGAGGCUGUGUCUUCGGCUUUGUCAUCGCGUCCUUCUAUUUGCCGGUUUUAAUGGGAAUUGCCCCAAACCUCGAGAUGACAUAUUUAGAUGAUACAGAGUUCUUCAUAAAACAAAGUAAAGAGUGCGGUGGAGAGAAAAUGUCUGCGAUAUUCGCCGAAAUGCUUCUGCAGAUAAGCGAUCUCGGCGGUUUGGAUCACAUCUUGUAAACGCGCGGUUUUAUUAUAAUAUGUAACGUAGAAUUAUAUACACAGAGAGGGACUUAGUUGUAGAAACUCGGGUCUAGCUGUAGCAAUUAAAACGUUCGAAAUAGGGGCAGCUAAAGUGGUUGCUUUUUAAAUAUAGAUAGCGAAAAAUAUAAGCUAGGUUGCAUAAUAAUACUAAAAAAUAUUUACGUUCCCGACUAGAAAUUUAAUGUAUUUUCUUAAUAGAAGCUGUCUUUUUGGCGUUAGUGUAUGUUGACUUUGUUAGACAUUUUUCAGCCUUUUAUUUAAUUUAAUGCUAUAUCUUAUCUGAAAAACACGCUGCAGCACCGAUGGAUUCGAAUUUACGACUCCUGAAUCGGUUAGUUUUGUAUCACGCUAUAUGUGGAUAACACGAGGCGCGUUUGUAUUGGUCGACGAAGUGAUGUAAUCUAAGAUAAGCCAAAGAUUGCACCACUUCGUCGACUGAUAUGGGUGUGCUUCGUGUUAUCUGCAAUACGACAAUUAUAGUGUAACGUAAUGUCUGUACAGUGUACGUAUAUAAUACUCAUAUUAUCUUAUUAUUGUUUUAGUCGUGCAUUUUUACAAUCAAGUUAGACAAUAAAAUCAGUUGAUACAACUACAGCUGUUACCUCGGCUUUUGCUCGCUUACGUCAUCAUCGUAGUUAUCGAUGACCGCCUCUUUUUCUAUGUAUGACUCUGGCGUCAAAUAAAGUAUCGUAAUAAU
This is a messenger RNA of Dinoponera quadriceps, 2040 nucleotides long. RefSeq lists its product as uncharacterized. NCBI's taxonomy places the organism in Eukaryota, Metazoa, Arthropoda, Insecta, Hymenoptera, Formicidae. The transcript has a single exon. The record is from RefSeq and is a predicted model, not a curated record. Bases 129 to 1319 code for a protein of 396 amino acids.